UUUUGAGUGCACCAAGUGUUUGCUAUGUGCUAACACCAAAACUACUACUGGAGGAAAAUUGUAUCGCGGCAAGUUUAAAUCAGUAUUAACAUCCAAGUGUCAUUUAAAUUCGUUGCUCGAAACACUCAUUUGUUUACCUCACAGUCAAGUCAGCAAUGUACAUAUACCCAUAUUACAAGUAAUGGGCCAAAAUAUAUCUUUGUACGUCUUAUCAUUGAUCGACAAGCAAAUUUAUUCUGUACAAAAUGUAAUGGAUGCUGAAUAUCCUAGAAAUAUUAAAAAAGUUCGAGAUAGAGGUAUUGAUAAAACUCUUAAUCUAUUUGGCCAUGUUGAUGUAAGCGAGACAAAAGACAAAAGAAACUGUAAGACCUACGAUUUCUGAUAUGUUUCUGUAGUAUAUAAUAGAGAGAAUUGAAGAAGACAUAAAAAACUAUUCGCGCGAUACAAGCAACAAGAUGAAGAAAAUAACAGAAAGAGGAAGCCAUAAUCGUAAAUUUAAAGCUGAAGCGUGGACUUCUGAGGUGGAAUGGGAACCUCACCUCUCUAAAGAAUAAUAGGAGCUUUCAGCUAUAUUUCUGAAAGUAUUAAAACCUCUUUCUACACCUUAUUCAUAACC
Rhizopus microsporus ATCC 52813 is the source of this 616-nucleotide messenger RNA. RefSeq lists its product as uncharacterized. The record is from RefSeq and is a predicted model, not a curated record. The transcript has a single exon. The coding region runs from base 182 to 382 and encodes 66 amino acids. NCBI's taxonomy places the organism in Eukaryota, Fungi, Mucoromycota, Mucoromycetes, Mucorales, Rhizopodaceae.